AAACGCCGGGUAUGGCGUUUGCCAAAUCGAAAAUUUUGAUUCAUCUUUCGAGAUUUUUCUAGAAAUAGCCGCAUAAUCGCACCGAAAGCGUUCUGGUGUAUAAAACGCCGACCUAAAUCCCGAUCGAAUCAGUCCGAUCAGAGAAUUAGACUGUGCAGUCAGUGAGGAACUCCAAGAAAAAAUAUUUACAAAGAUGUCGAUGGUACCGCUCCUAUUCCGCGACUGGUGGGACGAGGAGGACCUCCUCCGGCCGUCGCGCCUCAUCGACCAACACUUCGGCGUCGGCCUCAAACGCGACGACCUCCUCAACUCGCUCAGCGCCAUCCCGAGGCGCUCGCGACUCACCAACUACAUCAGACCGUGGACGGGCGUCGGCGCCGACCUCCAACGCCAGGACUCCGGCUCCACCAUCACCCAGGACAAGGACAAAUUCCAGGUGAUCUUGGACGUGCAGCAAUUCGCGCCGAGCGAGAUCACGGUGAAGGUGACCGGCAACAGCGUGGUGGUGGAGGGCAAGCACGAGGAGAAGCAGGACGAGCACGGGUUCAUAAUGAGGCACUUCGUGAGGCGUUACGUGCUGCCCGAGUCGCACGACGUCAACGCCGUGGUGUCGUCGUUGUCCUCCGACGGGGUGCUGACGGUGAGCGCCCCCAAGAGGUCGGAGAAGCCCCCCGGGGGCGAGAGAGUGGUGCCCAUCACGCAGACGGGGCCGGCAAAGGCGACGGUCACGCCGGUGGUGGAAUCGCCCCAACCGCAAUCCGGCAAUUGAUUGAUUUUUAUAAGGCUAUUAUAGAUGUUUAUACAGGGUGUUAAUAAAUGUUUCUUCACUUGUUGAGAUGACUUGUAUUGAGGUAAAUUUUUUUACUCGAAAACAGUGGUUCGUACGAAAAAAUAUACAAGAGAGUUUUUUUGUUAUAAAUUGAACGAGGAAUUUAUUGAUAAUUGAAUUUUCAAUAAAAAUGCCUCAGUGGCGUACCAAUAUUAUUUUUUUUCUUAAUAUAGUUACCUCUCAAAAUC
Phyllotreta striolata is the source of this 1017-nucleotide messenger RNA. Lineage: Eukaryota; Metazoa; Arthropoda; Insecta; Coleoptera; Chrysomelidae. The record is from the annotation of a GenBank genome assembly.